GGAGGGUGUGGGGGAGCCGGCAGUCCGCCCGCCCCCGGACAAGGACUCCCCAGCACCGGGGGAUCCAGGCGGUCGUGGCUUGCAGAGAAGCAGGGUGGGGGCAAGGGGGGUGGGGGCCCAGAGGGGAGAUCAGACCGCUCAGCCGAGACCAGCUCCCCUCCUUUGCCAGCUCCCACCCCGCCCACCCACCCCAAGCCGGCUUUUUUCCUGUUAUUUGUGCUCCGGGGAAGCGCGGCUGGGUUCCUGGAAGAGACGCCUAUUACCUAGGCUCCUGGGGGAAGUGGCAGCCCUUGGAUCUGGCCUACACCUCUCGGGCCUCUGUGGCCUCAGAGCGUCUGGUCCACACUGUCUGGGAAGAGCCUGGAGAGUCACCGUCGAGGGAUGAGGACGCGCCAGCCCGGGGGGACGCGCCGGCUGCUUUCGCGGCCGGGAGUGCGCAGCGCCCAGCAGCCGCGCGGAGCCUGACACGCUAUCCUCUCCCCUCGCGCACAGGGCUCUGCGAGUGACCUGGACGGCGAGCUCCGUGCUGCAUGGAACGGCUGCAGAAGCAACCACUUACCUCCCCCGGGAGCGUGAGCCCCUCCCGAGAUUCCAGUGUGCCUGGUUCUCCCUCCAGCAUUGUGGCCAAGAUGGACAAUCAGGUGCUGGGCUACAAGGACCUGGCUGCCAUCCCCAAGGACAAGGCCAUCCUGGACAUCGAGCGGCCCGACCUCAUGAUCUAUGAGCCCCACUUCACUUAUUCCCUCCUGGAACACGUGGAGCUGCCCCGCAGCCGGGAGCGCUCGCUGUCACCCAAAUCCACAUCCCCCCCACCAUCCCCGGAGGUGUGGGCGGACAGCCGGUCGCCUGGAAUCAUCUCUCAGGCUUCAGCCCCCAGAACCACUGGAACUCCCCGGACCAGCCUGCCCCAUUUCCACCACCCUGAGACCUCCCGCCCAGAUUCCAACAUCUACAAGAAGCCACCCAUCUAUAAGCAGAGAGAGUCCGUGGGAGGCAGCCCUCAGACCAAGCACCUCAUCGAGGAUCUCAUCAUCGAGUCAUCCAAGUUCCCUGCAGCCCAGCCCCCGGACCCCAACCAGCCAGCCAAAAUCGAAACUGACUACUGGCCAUGCCCCCCGUCUCUAGCUGUCGUGGAGACAGAAUGGAGGAAGCGGAAAGCGUCUCGGAGGAGAGCAGAGGAAGAGGAGGAGGAGGAAGAUGACGACUCUGGAGAGGAAAUGAAGGCUCUCAGGGAGCGUCAGAGAGAGGAACUCAGUAAGGUUACUUCCAACUUGGGAAAGAUGAUCUUGAAAGAAGAGAUGGAAAAGUCAUUGCCAAUCCGAAGGAAAACCCGCUCGCUGCCUGACCGGACACCCUUCCAUACCUCCUUGCACCAGGGAACGUCUAAAUCUUCCUCUCUCCCCGCCUACGGCAGGACCACCCUGAGCCGGUUACAGUCCACAGAGUUCAGCCCAUCAGGGAGUGAGACUGGAAGCCCAGGCCUGCAGAACGGAGAGGGCCAGAGGGGGAGGAUGGACCGGGGGAACUCCCUGCCCUGUGUGCUGGAGCAGAAGAUCUAUCCCUACGAAAUGCUAGUGGUGACCAACAAGGGGCGAACCAAGCUGCCACCAGGGGUGGAUCGGAUGCGGCUUGAGAGGCAUCUGUCUGCCGAGGACUUCUCACGGGUAUUUGCCAUGUCCCCGGAAGAGUUUGGCAAGCUGGCUCUGUGGAAGCGGAAUGAGCUCAAGAAGAAGGCUUCUCUCUUCUGAUGGCCCCCACCUGCUCCGGGACGGCCCCCUUACCCCUGCUGCUUCAGGGUUCUUCCCCGGCGGGUUGGGAGGGGCAGGGGGUGGCGUGGAAGUGCGGUGGGUUCCUUUCCUCAGGUAGAGGGGGGGCCAAGACCUCUGCAGUCCUGGGCAGUGAGCUACGGACUUUCUUCCCCCUCACAAGCCUGGGGGCCUCCUGCUCUCGUCCCUGACCCUCCCUGCACAGGGCAAAGCCAGCGGGGGUUCCGGCACACAGAGUUCAUGUUUGCACCGUCUCCCCACCCCUCACCCCAGAGGGUGAGGAGGAAUGAGGGGCAUUGGUGGUUAGGCCUGUUGGCUGUCUUGAACAGCUGGAGGGAAGAUGCAGGGGUGGGAAGCGGCCAGGCAGAAAGAGCUCCAGGCUCUGGUGUCGCCCACCCAUCCCUCCCACACUCACUCCUGACAGCUUUCCCGCACUGCAGCCUCCUGCUCCUCUGAUGCUAGUGGGAACAGGCCCCAGCUCAGCCUCCAGCAGGGAGGUCGCCUCCCCACUUCAGCUUGCCCUGACCUCUACUCGCAACCCCCGAGCUUCGAAGCCUCUUGCUUCAGCCCUGCGGCUUCCCCAGAAGCCUGGGCUUAGGGUGGAGAUGCCGCCUACACAUGACCCUGGCCCUCCACCUGCCUCCGGGCCACGAAAUGGGAAUUCCAGCACCAAGCCAGGCACCGGGCAGAAGCUGGGCCUUCCGCCUCCCUUGGAUGGGGUCAAGAGGCCAGGCCUGGCACAUUUUGGAGUGUCCUAGCUACCAGCUGUCACCCACACCCACGCACCCCCCACACACUAUGCUCUCUCAAGAAUGUAAUUUAUUGGGGCCCCCCCAGCUGCUUUCCUCACCUGCCCCUGCCCUACCUUACACCCCCAGCUUGACUUCUUUCCAGUCCACGUGUGUAUAUAAUGAUAUCUAUAUUUUUGCCCAGGUCUGGGUAUUGCUCCUGCCCAGACCCUGGCAUCCCUUUCCACUGUGUGUGUGACCAUGCUGGGGGAGGGGACUCUGCUUGGAAUUAAAAGGUUGCAUUGGGUCCCUA
Piliocolobus tephrosceles (Ugandan red Colobus) is the source of this 2807-nucleotide messenger RNA. RefSeq names its product dematin actin binding protein (gene DMTN). The coding region runs from base 531 to 1748 and encodes 405 amino acids. The record is from RefSeq and is a predicted model, not a curated record. Gene Ontology annotation, molecular function: actin filament binding. The transcript has 16 exons. Gene Ontology annotation, cellular component: actin cytoskeleton; plasma membrane. Gene Ontology annotation, biological process: lamellipodium assembly; actin filament bundle assembly; cytoskeleton organization. NCBI's taxonomy places the organism in Eukaryota, Metazoa, Chordata, Mammalia, Primates, Cercopithecidae.